AUGUUUUCAAUAUCAUUUUUAAAAUUUAAUUACAAUCAUAAUAAUUAUUCAUUAUUAUUUUCAUUUUUACUACUAAUCAAUUUAAUCACAUUUACAAAUGCUGAAUAUUAUCCUGCUGCUAAAUUAGUUGGUUGUUAUUCUUCUAUUUCAAAUACAAAUAGCCAAUCACAAGGUAAUUAUAAUUUUCAAUCUUCUGGUUAUUGUUCUCAUAAUUCUUGUCCAAAUAGUAUGUAUGUUGCUAUAAAGGGAGAAGAAUGUAUUUGUUUAAAUAAUUUACCAAAUUCAAAUACAAAAUUAUCAGAUUCAAAUUGUAAUGUACCAUGUGCUGGUUAUGAUUCUGAAAUGUGUGGUGGUUCAUCAUCUUAUUCCAUAUUUUUUGGUGUUAAUAAUAAUAACAAUGCUGUUAUUGUUAGUCAAGGUUCUUCAUCUUCUCCUUCAUCAUCAUCACCUUCAGGUACUGCCAAUUCUAAUAAUGCUAAUGCAGCUUCAUCUUCAACAAAUCAACAACAGUCUACAUCAAAUACUGGAACUACUACAGAAACAACAGCUCAAGCAACAAGUCAAACUCAAGAAAGAGUUACCAGUACAGUUACUUCAAGUGAUAAUAAUGGACUGGUUCUUUAUAAAACAAUAACUCAAACUGAUGAUUCUACUGAAACUCAUUCUUCAUCGUCAUCAACUACAUCAGAAACUUCUUCAUCAACUACAAACGAUUCAUCGAAUACUACAAAUUCAAAUUCAGAAUCAAAAAAUAAUAAUAAUCAUAAGAAAUCAGUAGCACCAAUUGUUGGAGGAGUAGUUGGUGGAGUAAUAGGUGCUGCAUUAAUUGGUUUAUUAGCAUUUUUCAUUAUACGAAAAAGAAAUGCAUACGAUGAUGAUGAUUAUGAUGAUGAAGAAGAAUUUUAUGAUGAUAAAAAUAAAAAUAGUAAUAAAUCAUAUUAUAAUAAUGCUAAUUUUACAAAUAAUAAUAAUGGAAAUAAUUUAGGAAGUGGUAGUAAUGGAUCAUUUAAAUAUUCAAGAAAAAAUUCUAAAAAGACUAAUAAUACAAAAAUAUCACCAUUAGAUAUGCCAAUGGUAAAUCCUUUCCAACAUCCAAAUGAUGAUUUAGUACUGGGAUCAAAAAGUGGUAAUAGAAAUUCAUUAUUUGGAUUAGGUCGUUUAAAAACUUCAAAUGGUGGUUUUAUUGAUCCAAGAUUAAAUCCAAUAAUGAUGGGUAGAAGAAGAUUAAGUGAAGGAUCAUUAGCUGAUGAAGCUGAUUAUUCGAGAAAAGUUUUACAAGUUGCAAAUCCUGAGUAA
This is a messenger RNA of Lodderomyces jiufengensis, 1296 nucleotides long. It is a transcript of the gene WSC1, whose product is annotated as Wsc1p. The transcript has a single exon. The record is from RefSeq and is a predicted model, not a curated record. NCBI's taxonomy places the organism in Eukaryota, Fungi, Ascomycota, Pichiomycetes, Serinales, Debaryomycetaceae. The coding region runs from base 1 to 1296 and encodes 431 amino acids.